AUGGCUUCCAAAAUGUCAGACGAUUUUGAAAACGAGUGGACUUUUGUCGAUAAGGAUGGAAAAGUUGACAUCGAGGUAAAGUGCAUCUUCAGUUUCUUGUCGUUUUCAGCGAAAGAAAUGUUCUGGUUUUCCACACUCUCAUGCUUAAAAAUGAAUAUGUCUUCAGUUUAACUAGUCCUUCUACAUAGGUAAAUUUGUGGAAAUCGUCUAAUCUAGGUGGGGUAUAUUCUAGAUGCAAAUGCUUCAACCGCCCAAAAUUUUGGCGCCGGGAUUUUCCGCCAUUUGGAGUGUAAAUUCAGGAUGUUCGAAACCUGCAUUAAUAUAGGUGAAUCGCAGCACAAUAUUGGGUAUUAAAAAAUUCCCCCGUGCAUUAGCAACACUGCUAGUUAGACAAGCGUACUAUUAUUUUGGCUGUUUGUUUACAAAACGUCCCCAAGUCUCCAUAAAUUUGCAUUUUGGACUUGUCGUAUUUACCUUUUCGCCUGUCAACAAUAACCACGUGAUAACCACGUUCGUUUUACACCUGUGAUUACAUAAGCCGGGUGUUUAUUAUUAAACGUGAAAAUGAUAACAAAUUUGUUGUACUCUCUACCUCCUUUUCUCAGCCCAUUGCUGUUGUUACAUUCAGCAGUCCGCACUGGGCGAAAAAAUUAUGUUGCCGAGCAAACUGUAACUUUUGUGAAAUAAUUUCUUUGUCAAGGUCAAAAUUCUUCAUUAAAUUGGAGUGAUUUUAAUUUUAAUAGAAAUAUCAAGGGAAUUGUCAGCUUCAUAAUGUUGCCUUCUCACUAUUUGGCUGAUUUGAUCUUAAGUUAGAAAAUUUUUAGUGAUACAGAUUCUUAUGUUGAGAAUUCACUUUGGAUAAGUAGAAUUUCUAUAAUUUUGACUCAAUUUAUGUAAAUAAAAUUAAUGUUGAAUUCAUCAUUAGAUGAUUAUCUUAAUUUCAGAUUUAUUUGGCCACGAAAUUUGUAGGUGCAGAGAAAGAAGAAAGAAGAAAGAAAAAUAGAAUGUUUACUUUAAUUGAUUGCUAUAAGGAGUCAUUGAUUUUCAAGCUACCAGAGAUUGUUUCAAGAAUAUUGACUAAAACUGAGAAAUGUGUUUCAAUGCUAAGCAAUUGCCUCCACCUAAGUUCUUGAAAUCAUUUUAAGUUACUAGCCAUGCCUACUUAGGCAGAGAAGUUUUUUGACUUUAUUUUUAAUAAUGAUCUUAUAAAUGUUUACUUUAAAUUCCAAAAUUACUGCAAUACCUGUUAUAAAUAACAAUAUUUAUAACAAUUACUGUCAUAAAUACAGUAAUUGUAUGGAUCCAAUAGCAUUUGGUGCUGAUUCUGUUUGAAGAAAUUAUUGCUGGCCAAGCAAUUUGUUUCUUUUAACCCUUUAACUCCCAUGAGUGACCAAGACAAAAUUUCUCCUUACAAUAUCAAUACAAUAUCAACUAGAUAGGUGAUAAGAAUACAGAAAAAUAUCAAUUUGUGUAUAAUUAGUUGAUCCAAUACUAAAUUCUCCAAACUAACCUUAUAAGAAUUGUACGAUAAGACAGGAAGGAGAAUAAUAAAUUUGAUCUGGGAGUUAAAGGGUUAAAUCUUAGAAUUUCAGGGAGCUGUGAAUGAAGAGCAUUCUUUGUUUUUAUAUUUCCUUGCUUUAAAAGUUUUAUUUGGUUUCCUUUGUUGAAAUGUUCAGUACUUGAAAGAAACCAUAAAAAAACAGCUUAAUUCAGCCUAUUUCUUUCUUUUUUAAAAUUGAAUUUGUUAUUCAUCCAUGUAUUAUCUUAUUAAAUUGUCUAAUGUCUUUUUAAAUUUAUUUAUUGAAUUAAGAAACUUAUACUAGUGUGCAGAAAAAUUAAAUUCAAGGAAACAAAAUUUCAAAGCUAGAUUUUGUUUUUUUUCAGCCAAGGAAGAACUCUGUAUCCUAUUCCAAGUCACCUUCAAAUACUGAUGGGUUAGUUUCCACAUUUGAGUCACCCAGUGCUACAGAUGACAGUGAAGGAGAGGCAGAGUUUGAGGUCCUCAGUGGAUUUCAGUGUCAUCAACCACCAGUCGAAAAGAAGAACCUGGACUCUGAUCUUGCAACAAAAACCAAAACCCAGAAUGAAUUACAUCUUGGUCAAGAAUCUGAGACAGGAGAUGAGCUUUCGACAGUUCAACAAAGCUCUUGCCAGUGUGCUGCAGAUGAUGGUAUUAUGAUCAUUUCAAAUCACUACUGUGUCGACCAGGAUGUUUCUUCUGUGGAAGGCAAUGAUGAUCAGUUGCCCUCUGAAUUGGACAUUGAUCAUGCAGGAAGUGUACAUUCCCUCACUAAAUCAACAGACAGUAAUUCCUGUGUUUGGCAAGAACUUCCUCUACUUUCGGAGAGUGGUUCUUUCUCCUUUGGUAAUGAUUCAAACAGUUCUGACGAAGAUAACGCCAUUGAGACAAUCCCUGAACAAGAUGAAAACGAAGACUAUGAAGACCUAAGUCAUGAAAAUGAACCACAUGAUGAAAUGGUUGUGUCCACAAGCAGCAUUUUCUCAUUUGAUAGUGAUUUAUUUAAUCCUAGUGAUUUGGAUGAAGACAAUGAGGUUGAAAAUGACAGUUCUGAUUUAACAAAAGUGUCUGAAGUCAUUGAUGAGGACAAAGGAAGAGAUGAGGAUGAUGAACCAAGGGAAGAUCAUACUGCGACAGAAGGAAGUGACAAUUUCAAUAUCUUCCAUGUUGAUAUUCCAACCUUGUUCGUAGUUCUGGGUGUAACAACUGCUCUGGGAUUCAGUAUUGGCUAUGGUAAGGCAAGCUAUUAAAUGAUAAUGGCUCUUUAACUACUGUAAUGAAUGUAUUUCAGAGAAUGAUAAUUUUGCAAGGGUUUUGUUUGGAGGAUGGUUUUUUUUUUAAUGGGAACAGAUUUUUUUGGUAAACCCUUUUCUCCUAAGAGUUAGGAGCAUCUUAUUCCUUCUUCUAAUAUCAUCCCUGAAUCACAAAUUAAGGUCACACAAAUAAAGGAAGUUAUCACCAGCCAAAGAAGCUCUUGAUCAAUAAACAAAUUCUCCUGGUAAGCACCUUAUCAAAUGUAUAGAGAACAGUAAGGAAAAUGUGCGUAGUGAUGGUAGGUUGUAAAGGGUGAAAGAUGACUCUUCAAUAAUUCAGAUGGGAAACAAGUUUGCCAGAUCUCUGUGCAUUAAUUAAAUAUAAACUAGGAAAAAUGGCUAAUGUCUUCAAAUUUAUGAAGAGUCUCUUGAUUUGAGGUUCCACCCAUGGCUAGAAUAAUGUUUUGACAAAUUCUGAGCUAUGAUAGAGAGAGUGAGAUCAUAUAUGUUUAUUGUGGGAGGAAAAAGACAAAUAAACUAAAUUCUAAACUAAAGUUAAACUCCCACAAUAUAUUCAUUGCUCUACUCCUAUGUAUUGAGCACUGUUUUACGAAAGUCAAAUUUUACACUUCAUAUAUGUAUGUAUAACAACUAUCUGACUGCUUGAUUAGGUGUUAUGAGAUAAAAUGUUUCACUUUUGGUUGUACCUGUGAGACAGCUUGGAAACAUUACCACAACCGGAAAAAAAAAAUUUAGCUGAUGGAAGGAAACAUAUUUUUUUCAUGAAUUUAUGAAGGUUCAUAUUCAAUCUCCACUUAUUGCUUAGGGUUGAGUGUUUUUAUCAGCAACCGAGCCUUGGAGAUGUCUGGGAGCAUCAAGAGACCUGGGCCCAAGACAGCCUCUCUUCCACUAAACUCCGAUCCCAUGGAGCCCUUGGAUGAAGUAUCAGUUGAUUUCCUAGAUCAGCUGGAAAUGUGGAAAUUAGAAGAACGCCUUGAAACUCAUGAAGAGUCAGAACAUGAAAAGGAAAUAGAUGAUCUGUUUGACACGAAAGCACUUCACGAAAAGCUCCAACUGAAACAUUUCAAGCUCAUGAGCGUGCACGAAAGUGUAAAACAGCGUUUGCGCAUGAGCAAAGUCAUGUCAUGGUACUGGCGGCUGAAGUAUGAGGAGGAAAAGUCUAAUAAAGGAAGCAGUGACUGGAGUAAGGCUUUACAAGAACAGCUCGAACAAACAGAGAAGCUCUACGAAAAGGAAAAACAAAUUGCUGAUCUGUGGCGCCGUAUGAACGAGAACUCGAAGCUGAGAAAGGCUGUGGCUGGAGGCAUCAAGAUAGAUACGUAAGUGCAGCUCAGCUGUGUUCAGUUGUCUUUGAAGGAAUAGGGAAGGCGUGUCGAUGUCAACUACUCAGUGUUUAUUCAGCCCUGUGACCAGCGACUAGUAAUGAGUUGUAUUAAGCAAGACAGGAGUACAUUUAUAUACAAAGGUCCAGUGUUGUCCAGGGUUUUUAGGAGAAAGUCAUCAAGUAAAUUUCUUUGCUCUCCAGACUUUUGGGCUUUUCACAAGGUGUAUCAAUAGAGCGCAAUUCGAGAGAGUGUCGUAAAACUAAAGUGAUCACAGCAGCCAAUCAGAGCCCAUAUUUCAAGGAGCUAGCGAGAACCCAAAGUAAAAACAAGCUUAACUCUAACCCCUGAGAGUGACUAGCAUCUAAUUUCUCCCAACUAUUUAACCCCUGCAUCACACAGUAAGGUCAUGAGAAUAAAGGAAAUGAUCACCAACUAAAUAUUCUCUUGAUUGAUAAACAAAUUCUCCUUGUCAGCACCUUAGGAAUUGUGUAGGAAACAGUAUGCAUACUGAUGUAAGGGUGUAAAGGGUUAAUUAUAUUUGCGCAGUGUUGCUCUAACAAGGAAGCUACUUCAAAGGGUAACUCAAUGAUUCUGAAGUUGUCUUACGUUUAUUGCAGGUACUGGAAGGAUUAUUUUCACCGUUGGAAAAGGAAUGGGUUGAGAACCGUUAGCGUAAAUACAAGUCAAAAGUUGUCAAUUGAAACAGAAACGCCGGGACACGAAGACUCUGUAGGCACCAUUGGUUCCAAAGGACUAGAUAUUAAGUCUCAAGGUAGAACCAAAGAGCAUGCGUGGGACAACGUCUGGACGGACUUUAGAAAACGUUGGACAGUAGAUUCGCAUUUGAAGGGAGAAACGGAUGCUAGUUGUCAGUCAAAGACUGGAAAGUGCACUUAUCCCAGUGAAAGGAAGGAGUUAAGUGUUCUCCCUGAGGACCGCUCCAUAAUGUCAUACUCUGCUUCUGUUAUUGAGAAAUUCUUGGAUAGAACAGUCAAAAAAUCCGUGCGAGAUCCGAUAACAACCGAUAAAAAUUUUGAAGAUAAGAAAACUGAGAAGUCGCAGUCUUUAGACGGAGAAAGUAAAGGCCGCGAUAGCCCCUCUGAAGAAAUAUGCAAAGAUUUCCGUAAAAUAAGUGUUCCUUUUGAAAAUCCUCUAUUUCCUAACGGAAUUUUCCCUCUUGGCUACGGAACUCCGGAGUAUUAUUCAAACAUAGAUUUAGAAAGAAAUGCGAACACCUUAUCCCCUACAGUAACAACGCAGCAAAGAGACCUCCAAGUUAUUUCGUACGUAGACAGUACAAGUGAUGGAAAUUGGAUUCACGACGACGAAUCCUAUGCUAAGGAAGCGCCUAGCAUACCAACUGAAGAAGAUACUAAGUUACCAAGAAAAUCGGAAGGAAAUGUUGCGGGUUUUCAUCUUGUAAAGUCAUACGAAGCAUCUGUUAUGAAAAAAAGCGAAGAGGCCUCUAACGUCAAGAGAAAACGUCACAGUCGAAGUGGAUACUUGAAGAAGAGAGGAAAGGGAAACCGAACUUCUGUUCAAUCAGAUGGAAACUUCCUCAGCAAAGAGAAGCAGCAGCUGAAAAAUUUGACGCAGCUUCGUGGGCAAGAGAUUCGCAAACAGAGGAUUCUCCGGCGCGAGUUAAAAAAGAAAGAAAAGAAGGCUAAGCUGCGUGCUGAGGAGGCUGACCGCUUGGUGUCAGAGAUGCGACGUGAAAGGCGCCGUUUGGAGAAAGAGAAGAAAAACCUGCGGCGCUCUUGGAAGGCACUUAAACGAGAGAAGAAAAGGAUUUCUUCCGAAAAAGAACGUCAUCGAAGAAACAGAACAGAGAUGAACAAUUUUUUUGUGGCACUGAAAAGAGAAAAGCAGAAAUUGAAGAGAAAGAAAGUGGAGCUUAGGGAGAAAGUAAAAGAACUGUUGACCAAAGAGAGGAAAAAAUUGAAGCUUAAAGAGAAAACUUUAAGUGCAGAAAAGAAGAAGGAAGUGGAGCGCCUUAGGAACAAAAUUGUUCAAGAGAAGAACAAGCUGCGGCAACAGAAAGAAGAACUGAAGUCCUUGAAGAAAGCGGCAAAAGAAGAGUAUAAAAAAUGGUUAAACGAGCUCCGUAACAUAAAAAGACAGGAGAAGGAGAAACAAAACGAAAAGGCGAGGAAGAAACGAGAAAAAGCUGAUAGGCGGCAUAAAAAAGAAUAUGAUUCUGUUGUCAAAGAGCAAGCCAAGUUCGACAAAGAAAAGCGAAGGAAAAAGAAAGAAAACACUCGGCGUACAGUGGAGAGUAAAAAACUAAAAGAUAAAGAUGAACUAAGAAAUGAAUCCGUAGACGACAAAACUAAUGGGCAAGAUUUAAGAAAGACCGUGGAAAAUGAUGGAUGGGUACCCAAAGAAGUUGAGAUUGAGGCUAAGGAGGAAGAAAACUUACAGAGCAAAGACCUGCCCCGUAAGAGGAAAAAUUUAGAAAGCAAGGAAAAGAUUUGGAAGGUCAAAAAGGAGGGAAGGAAACGAACGGGAAAACGGGCCAACGAAAAACUGAGAAUCAAAGUGGAAAAGGAUGAGAAGAAAAGGAAGCGAAAAAAAGAAUAUGACUCUGUUAUCGCUGAGCAAGUUGAAUAUGAUAAAGAAAAACGGAGGGCAAAGGGAGAAGGUGCAAAGAGUAAAUUUUCCAAACGAGAAUGGAAGAUGCGGUCUGAUAACGUGAAAAAAGAAGCGUCACGUCCAAAAAAUACCAAGGAAAAAAGAAAAACAAGCGAUGGCGAGGGGUCCUUUAAAAAGCAGUUGGAGGGCAUUCAGAAGUGGUUGUCCGAUGUUCAUAACAGUGCCAUUGAACACCAACAAGGACAGGGUCAUUGGCCGUGGACUGAUGGCGAAGUGUCUUUUAGGAAAAAGUUAGAAGAUGUUGGAAAGUGGUUAAGUGAUGUUCCCAAGAAAGCUCUUGAACAGCCAGGAAAAACGAUCAAUUGGCCGUGGAGUUUGAUAAAGCCAUAUUUUGAUGCUGGAAGCAAUGAAGGAAAGACUUCUGGAACACGCCACGACGCAGGAGAUAGUAAAGAAAAAGAACUUAACAUGCGUGAUUUGAACUCGGCAAAGGCCAAGAGAACUAUAGACACAGAGAAAUCGACCGAAAGAUGCGAUUGGGAAAAUGGAAGAGUCCAGGCAAAAGAAAUAUUUUCGAAGACUGAGAAGAAGGGAAAUAAAAAAGAACGCAAGAUGCCAGAAGAAGUUAAGAAGUCAGAAAUAGCAGUGGUACCUGAGCAUAAAGCGCUUGCUGGUUUUACAAACUUUACGUUCGACAUGGAUCUUAUGUUGAGAAUGUUGCUUAAGGGAGAUGUUAAACCAAAACGCGCGGAAAAAACUUCGGAUGAUUCGGACAAAACCACAGAGACGGCCUUCGUCAUAGUUUCUGAAGAAUCGACUUACGAUGUUGGAAAGAAGAAGUCACGACAAGGUCCGAAGAGUUCCGUUAAGAAACCGAAGCGAACCGAUGAAAAGCCGAAACGGCCACGUGAUAAUAGGUGGUGGAAGGAUAGGAAUAGGAAUACUGUGAAGCGUGGUGUUAAGUUACCGCAAGGUCCGAUUUCUGGCGAAGAUGGCCAAGUAAGGUCUGAUUUUUCGUACGAAAAGGCGAAUCAUAGGAAAGUUUCCCUACAUACAUCUUCAUCCGAAGGCCCAAUUCCACCAAAAGAUAUUGGGUUGUCAGUUGAAGAGUGGUUGGAAAAGAGAUUUAAUCUGCCAAAAAAUUCUCAGAAGAAGUUAUCCCCUCAAGGACCGAUUUUGUCCGACGAAGUGUAUCGCACUCAGUCAAGCAAAGGAAAGAAAAGAAAGAAUAGGCGAAAUACCGACAUGCAAGAAGACAAAGUAAGCAAUUCCUUUGAUUCCGAGACAGUUGAGUCCGUUCCACCUCCUAAUUGGUUAUUUGAGCGCGCCAAAGGUCGCACCCAUCAGCGGUCUGAGCCGUGGUAUGAGCGCCGAGCAGAAGAUCGAGAUUUCCAACGAAGCACCGACAAAUACGAGUCCUGGUUUCCUUGUGAUACGAAGCGCAAGCCUUACAAAGGUCCAUUAGAUCCGUCGUGGUUUUUCGAUCGAGCGCACGAUCGUGCCUUUCAGAGGUUGAACAAUGUACCUUGGUAUACCCGGCGUGCAAAAGGACGUGAAACUGAGCGUCAGAAGGGCGAAGAUUCGUGGUUCAUAGAGCGCGGAUAUUACAGGAAGGACUCGCGUGAUAUAAGUUCCUGGUACGGCGAUCAGAAUUGGAUGCCACAGGGACCUUCCAUGGAGGAACAUCGCUAA
Pocillopora meandrina is the source of this 8402-nucleotide messenger RNA. Lineage: Eukaryota; Metazoa; Cnidaria; Anthozoa; Scleractinia; Pocilloporidae. The record is from the annotation of a GenBank genome assembly.